Hyla sarda is the source of this 1511-nucleotide messenger RNA. RefSeq names its product pancreatic lipase-related protein 2-like. The transcript is spliced from 11 exons. Gene Ontology annotation, molecular function: protein binding; triacylglycerol lipase activity. The coding region runs from base 208 to 1338 and encodes 376 amino acids. The record is from RefSeq and is a predicted model, not a curated record. NCBI's taxonomy places the organism in Eukaryota, Metazoa, Chordata, Amphibia, Anura, Hylidae. Gene Ontology annotation, biological process: lipid metabolic process.
GUGUCAAAGCAAGUCACAAGCUCCAGUUGCAGGUUCCAUCUCGCCUGAGACUGAUCAGGGUUGGAGAUCACAGCAUUGUAUGGAGUUUGGAUGAUUUGGCCAUAAAGGUCGUCUCCAGUACACACUAUAAUCAGUGCAAAUACUUUAACAAGUGUCACAAGCUCAAAGUUCCAGACAAGUCGAAAGACGUGCUUCAUUGUCCAUGGUAUGGCGGACAGGGCUGAGAAUAACUGGGUGUCAAACAUGUGCCAGGCCAUUCUCGCAGCGGAUGAUGUGAACUGUAUCGGGGUUGAUUGGCGCCGCGGUUCUGGAAGUGUAAAACUAUACGUCCAGGCGGCGAAUAACGCUCGCCUUGUGGGGGCUGAAAUCGCCUAUUUGAUAAAGAGGUUGCAGGAGGAGCUGGGAUAUGCUCCAUCUAACAUUCACAUCAUCGGGCACAGUCUGGGCGCUCACGCUGCCGGAGAGGCCGGGCGGAGACUCCCCGGAAUCAGAAGGAUCACAGGUCUGGACCCAGCCCGGCCCUGGUUUGAGAACACCCCUAAAGAUGUCCGCCUGGAUGCCUCCGAUGCGGGUUUAGUUGACGUGAUCCACACGGACACCAAUAUACUGUUCGGAGUCGGUAUGAUGAAACCGAUCGGACACUACGAUUUCUACCCAAAUGGAGGAGGUCACAUGACCGGGUGUCCAAGCAAAUUUUCCUUUUUGGUUAACAGGAAAAAUGCCCUUGAGAUCUUGGCGUGUAACCACUUCCGGUCCUUUCACUACUUCACGUACAGUGUCAGUCACCCCGACACCUUCACUGGUUACCCCUGCGAGAGCUACGAGGCCUUCACUCAGGGCUUCUGUUUCCCCUGUGUCCCUGGUGAAUGCCCCUCCAUGGGGUACUACGCAGACUCCUCCCACUUCAAUGCCUCCACCAAUCGGAGCUUCUAUUUGAACACUAAGGGCGACUUCAACCAUUUCUCCAGCUGGAGAUAUAAGAUUUCUGUGACACUGAGCGGAAGUGUAAGACAGUCCGGAAAGAUCUAUGUGACCUUCUAUGGGGGCGGCAAAGAAGAACAUGAGGUGUUCAGGGGGUCUCUGGUCCCGGGAGAGAUGUAUUCUGCCUUCGUGGACUCUGGGGUGAAGCUCCAGGCUGUGCACAAUGUCUCGUUCCGCUGGACUCGGACCCUCAGUCUCUUCACUAUCCCGCUGGGAGCAGAGAGAAUAGACGUUCAGGCCGGAGAGGACGGGACCAUUUUUUCAUUCUGCUCAAAUGAAACCCUUUCGGACGGCCAAGAACAACGUGUGGGCCCCUGUGAGUCGACGCAGACCCCCGUAGGUCCUGACAGAGGAUGAAGGAAGAUCAGCGGCUACAGCGGCAGCCCCCUAUCGUCUCCUGCUGCAGAUCCAGACUUCUGAGAUGUCAGUAACCAUCCGCUGCCUGCAUGUUACUCGCGGAGCGAUAAUGUUAUUUUUAUAUUAUUCUUUUAUGUUGAAGAUUCAAAGAUAUAAAAAUAAAAUAAUUUAUA